Messenger RNA from Lycium ferocissimum, 1050 nucleotides. Its product is annotated as G-type lectin S-receptor-like serine/threonine-protein kinase LECRK2. Gene Ontology annotation, biological process: recognition of pollen. The record is from RefSeq and is a predicted model, not a curated record. Bases 1 to 1050 code for a protein of 349 amino acids. Lineage: Eukaryota; Viridiplantae; Streptophyta; Magnoliopsida; Solanales; Solanaceae. The transcript has 2 exons.
AUGGAGAUUUCUCCGGUGAAAUGUUGGAACGAUGGAACGAUUGAAAGAAAACUCUCGUAUGGUCACAAGCCAAGUAUAUGGAUAGAUGAUCCAGUUCGUGCUGGAUCAAAGGUUAAUCUAACGCUGAGCAGACACCUUGUGUUGACAGACACUAAUGGGACAAAGUUUGUUCUGUACAAUGGCACAGGCGCAAGUCAUGCAGCUAUGCAAGAUGAUGGAAAUUUUGUCCUGACAAAUUCAUCCUCAGGAGUCAUGUGGGAAAGCUUUGAUUUCCCAACGGAUACUAUUUUGCCUGGUCAAGUUCUUGUUAUGGGGCAGAAGCUAUUUUCUAAUGCCAAUGGAACAGUUGAUUACUCGACGGGGAAGUACAGAUUAGAGAUGCAGAUGGAUGGGAAUGUGGUCUUGUCUGCAUAUAGAAUUCCUGAUUUGGGCUACUGGAACUCUUGGACUAAAGACAACACUAGUGUUAGUCUAGUCUUCAAUAAGACCACAGCUAAUAUGUUCGUUUUGAAUGGAAGCUCAACAAUAUACAGCAUGACAGCAGACUUGCCUUCUUCAGUUCAAGGUUAUUACCACAGAGCUAUAAUAACUGACAAGGGAGAUUUCCAACAGCUCUACCGCAGCAAAGUAAAUGGGAACGGAUGGUCUGUUGCAUGGCAAGCUGUCCCACAACCUUGCACUGUGAAUAACAUUUGCAGUGUAUAUGGCUUCUGUCAGUCAUCUGAUAAUAAGGAAAUAAAUUGUAGUUGCUUGCCAGGCUAUUCUCCUAAGGAUCGAUAUGAUACAUCUAAAGGAUGUAAUCCAAAUGAGGUGAAAGUUUUCUGUGAUUCAAAUUCUUCACCUUCGGAUGUUUCUAUUGAGAGACAAGCUAAUGCUGAUUUCCCUAAUAGUGAUUUUUCAGAACUAGAAAGGGUGUUUCAAGUUGAUGAGGAGAUUUGCAGGCAGGAAUUGUUAAAUGAUUGUCUUUGUGAGGCAGCUGUGUUGACUGAUACAACAUGUUACAAGAAGAGGAUGCCUAUACAGAAGUUAUUCCUGAUACAAAUAACAUGA